AUGGACAAGAUGGAAAACUCCGAGAUGAAAGAAGUGACGCCCGAAGCGGAGGAGGACGAGGAGCGCGGGACGUGGGGGAACCAGUGCGAGUUCUUCCUGUCGUGCCUGGGCUACGCCGUCGGCUUCGGCAACGUGUGGAGGUUCCCUUACCUCUGCUACAAGAACGGCGGCGCGGCCUUCCUCAUUCCAUACGUGAUCAUGUUGCUGUGCGCCGGCCUCCCUCUGUUCUUCAUGGAGCUCGCCCUCGGACAGUACGUCAGCCUGGGACCCAAUAUUAUCUUUCCCAAACUGGCGCCCAUCUUUUAUGGCCUCGGGUGGGGCAUGGUGGUCGUCUCGGUGCUGGUGUCCAUCUACUACAACAUCAUCCUGGCGUGGGCGCUGUUCUACACCUUCGCCUCCUUCACCGACGCCUUGCCCUGGGCCAGCUGCGGCAACGCCUUCAACUCUCCCGAAUGCUUCCUUGAGGACCGAUGCAACGGCUCAACAUACUUCUACAACAACACGUGUUUGGAAGUCGAGCAAUACUGCAACAUUGCAAACCUAACCGCCUUUAAUGAAACCACCUGCAUGCAUCCCUUUGACGAGAACAUCACAACGCCAGCCAACGCCGCCGUGAACAGAAUCUCGGCCAGCCUGACCCUCGAGGGCGCAAGUCUGGGGAUCGAGUUCUACUUCCUGCAGCCGAACAUGUCUCGCCUGGCGGAGGUGGAGGUGUGGAGCGACGCCGCCACGCAGAUCUUCUACUCGCUCGGGUCGUCCUUCGGAGGCCUCAUCACCCUCGCCUCCUACAACAAGUUCAGGAAUAACUGCAUGAGCAUCCUGGGCUUCCUGGCGACGGAGCUCGGCGUGCAAGUGAAGGACGUGGCCUCCUCCGGCUCCGCCCUCGCCUUCAUCGCCUACCCGGCUGCCGUGGCGCGCAUGCCGGUAUCGCCGCUGUGGUCCAUCCUGUUCUUCGUCAUGUUGGUCACGCUCGACUCGACGCCAGGUCUUAAUCUGCCAACAAACAACACCUCUAUUUCUCCUCUGCAGUUCACGAUGGUUGAGACGGUGACCACGGCUAUAUUUGACCAGUUCGAGACCCUUCGAAGCAAGAAGCUCUUUGUCGUCGGAGGAACCUGCUUCCUGCUGUUCCUAAUGGGCCUCACGAUGUGUCUCGAAGGAGGCCUGACCCUCGAGGGCGCAAGUCUGGGGAUCGAGUUCUACUUCCUGCAGCCGAACAUGUCUCGCCUGGCGGAGGUGGAGGUGUGGAGCGACGCCGCCACGCAGAUCUUCUACUCGCUCGGGUCGUCCUUCGGAGGCCUCAUCACCCUCGCCUCCUACAACAAGUUCAGGAAUAACUGCAUGAGAGACGCCAUCGUGAUCGCCACUGCCAACUGCGCCACCUCCGUGUUCGCCGGCUUCGUCAUCUUCAGCAUCCUGGGCUUCCUGGCAACGGAGCUCGGCGUGCAAGUGAAGGACGUGGCCUCCUCCGGCUCCGCCCUCGCCUUCAUCGCCUACCCGGCUGCCGUGGCGCGCAUGCCGGUAUCGCCGCUGUGGUCCAUCCUGUUCUUCGUCAUGUUGGUCACGCUCGGACUCGACUCCCAGUUCACGAUGGUUGAGACGGUGACCACGGCUAUAUUUGACCAGUUCGAGACCCUUCGAAGCAAGAAGCUCUUUGUCGUCGGAGGAACCUGCUUCCUGCUGUUCCUAAUGGGCCUCACGAUGUGUCUCGAAGGAGGCGUGUACAUGUUCGAGCUCUUUUUCUUCUUCUCCUCCGGCACCUCCGUCAUCAUGUUGGCCUUCUUCGAGGUCGUGGCCAUCCAGUAUGUGUAUGGUGUCAAAAACUUCCUGAGGGACAUCCAGGAGGGAAUGGGCAUCCACAUCCCUCUCCCUCUCAAAGCUUACUGGACGGGCACCUGGUUUAUCAUCACUCCGCUUUCGCUCCUGGUUAUCUGCGUGUUCUCCCUCGUGUUCUUUGUGCCAGCGUACUGGGGGGAGUACGUGUUCCCUGGAGACAUCCAAGCCCUGGGGUGGCUCAUGUGCUUCAGUUCCGUCAUCUUCGUGCCCUUGGGAGCUCUCUAUGCCUUCCUGACGAAGGACAAGCGAGACUUUGGUUUGUUUGAGACCUCAGAGGACUUCUGCCCAGCCCACGUGAGGAAAAGGAGGGCUGUCAGUAAGACGAGCGGUCCUCCUCAGGCGAAGGAACUCGGUGGCAGCGGCGGCGUUCUUCCAGUCUACCAAAACAAAGCUUUUGCAGAUGGGGACGGAGAUGCGGUUGAGAGUUAG
Messenger RNA from Penaeus indicus, 2265 nucleotides. Its product is annotated as sodium- and chloride-dependent glycine transporter 1-like. Gene Ontology annotation, biological process: sodium ion transmembrane transport. The record is from RefSeq and is a predicted model, not a curated record. Gene Ontology annotation, cellular component: plasma membrane. NCBI's taxonomy places the organism in Eukaryota, Metazoa, Arthropoda, Malacostraca, Decapoda, Penaeidae.